CGUCCGUCUUAUCCUGAAUCUGUGAGUGAGUCUAGUUUGGCAUCCAUCCAUCCAUCCAUGGCGUCCAUGCUGUGCUCCUACUCCGUCUCCAUGCCCGCCGCCGCCAGGGCUCCGCUCCUCCGGUCCAACUCCCUCGGGUUCGCCACCUCGCAGCUCGCCGGCCUCAGCCUCGGCCUCACCUCCGCCAACGCCAACGCCGCGGUCUCCAUCCCCACCACCAAGAACACCAUCGUCGCGCGCCGGAUCUGCCCCUUCUUGGAGAAGAAGACGAACCGGGCCAACAAGGUGUCCUUCUCCAACCACAAGACCAAGAAGCAGCAGUUUGUCAACCUGCAGUACAAGAAGCUGUGGUGGGAGGCCGGCAAGCGCUACGUCAAGCUCAGGCUCUCCACCAAGGCCCUCAAGACCAUCGAGAAGCACGGCCUCGAUGCCGUCGCCAACAAGGCCGGGGUCGACCUCAACAAGAAAUGAAAUGGUCCAUACAAUUCAGCUUGAGACCAGGCUCCUCCCCUAGCUACAUGGUCUCCUCCUCUUGUUGGUUUUCUCACAUGAUGCAUCUACCCUCUCAGUGUAAUGUAGUAUGCAAAAAAGAUCUCCCCCCGUUUUGCUAUUUAUUAUCUUGAUUGAUGAGUUCAUGUUAAGCAUCAUACUGUGGGUUUGUGCCUUGCAGCUACAAACCAAAUUGAUGAGCGGAAAGUGAUUUAUCAGCAAAGAAAUUGUUA
Triticum dicoccoides is the source of this 722-nucleotide messenger RNA. Its product is annotated as 50S ribosomal protein L28, chloroplastic-like. The transcript has 2 exons. Gene Ontology annotation, cellular component: ribosome. Bases 58 to 471 code for a protein of 137 amino acids. The record is from RefSeq and is a predicted model, not a curated record. Gene Ontology annotation, molecular function: structural constituent of ribosome. Gene Ontology annotation, biological process: translation. NCBI's taxonomy places the organism in Eukaryota, Viridiplantae, Streptophyta, Magnoliopsida, Poales, Poaceae.